UUAUAAUUUGGUUUUAUUAACUGUGCGCUAAUAUAUAUAUUGUAUACGGUAAUAAAAUAUAUUAGGUACCACGAUAUUAACUCCGAGAGACUUUUGCCAAACAGCAACGUUUUACUACGGAGCAAGCCACACAUAUCGAAAUAAUAUACAAUCAAAAUAUAAUAUGGUUGUCCUGUCGCAUGCCUUCGUUUCUAUAUUCACUCUUACGGUAUUGCUAAUUGUCUUCUACUUUGAUCCCACCCAAUCGAUGGAAACUGUCCUUCAAUACGACACAUGUGAAUUGUGCAUAGCAUCUCCUUGCCACAAGGAGGGCCAUGCGUGCGCCUGCAGUUCAGACGCUGGCUGCGAGGCAAAGUGCGGGGACAAGUCAAAGUGCACGUGUGAUUUUGCGUGUUGGGUGUGCGUGGAAAAAGGCAAUGCGGCGACAAUGCAAUGCACCCACCUGAGCACGAUGUUCGAUGAUUCUUGCAAUGUGGUUCCUUACGUACCUAAAAAGGAUAAGUAAAAUAACAAUUGUAAUUAUAUAUUUUAUAUAUAUUUGCAUCCGAUUAUCACAACGAUGAAUAGAAUAUUAUCACA
Rhopalosiphum maidis (corn leaf aphid) is the source of this 579-nucleotide messenger RNA. RefSeq lists its product as uncharacterized. Bases 164 to 505 code for a protein of 113 amino acids. Lineage: Eukaryota; Metazoa; Arthropoda; Insecta; Hemiptera; Aphididae. The transcript has 2 exons. The record is from RefSeq and is a predicted model, not a curated record.